Molecule: messenger RNA, 4406 nt
Organism: Scatophagus argus
Lineage: Eukaryota; Metazoa; Chordata; Actinopteri; Scatophagidae
Gene: doc2a
Product: double C2-like domains, alpha
Exons: 15
Coding region: 1944-3290 (448 amino acids)
Cellular component (GO): membrane
Source: RefSeq, a predicted model, not a curated record
GUGUGCGUCACAGUGAAUACUUCCAGCUCUCCUGCUAUCAUUCUGAGUGUAGAAGUCCAGAGGAAAUCAGUAUCUUAAUGCAGGUCAGAGUUUCUCUCAGUGCUGUUGUAACGUUUGUCCUGAAGGUGGCGCUACAGCAAAGACAUUCAGUAACUUUGAAGGGCAUUUUUCAACAUUUCCUGACAUGCUUAAUGAACUAAUCAUUAGUUGCAGCCCUGAUACUGUGAUACUGCCUCUCAGAAUGAAGUGUAAAAUGUCUUCGAGUGAUCAUUUCUCUCCUUCACAAAUCCGUCCCCGGUUUUUCCCAGAAGCCCCCCUUCAUUCCAGGGACACCGACCUCGGCUAAAAGACCACCGCCGACCGACAAAGACAUCAUUCUUCACCCACGGACACGGCUGCAGUGUGAGUCCAUUCGCUCUCGGCCUCAGCAGGUUCUCAUUGAAGUCGUGUUCGCUGCCUUCAGACCUCCUGCUGCUCGGCCAUAAAGAGACAACAGAGUGUGUCCCCUCAGGCGCCAGACAACAGACACGGAGGGACACACAGACAGACUGAGGCCUGUUGAUCAGAGCGAACGCUCCGCCUGAUGAGGAUCAAUCUGAGCCUCAGCGUGUUCAGACUGUUCUGCUCUGGAUCAGAUCUAAUCCUCCAUUUUGGUUUAUGGCUUCUUCUGUACACGUGAUAAGUGACGUUUGCCCGGAGGCGACACUGAACACAGCGUCUGCAGACGUGAGAGAUGAGUGGAAGGCUGCAGAGAGGGCGACUGUGGGUAAUGACAGUGAUUCAUCUGCUGUCGAGUUAACUGUAGCUGAUCGGCUGAUUUAAUCACUUCAUCACAAUCAAUAACUCUUUUGCAGUCUUUCGUCACAGUUCUUAUCUUUGUAUAAACAUGUUCACUGCACUGAAGUCAGUGUGACAAAGAUUUUCCUUCACGUAUUUAUGAGCUUCUCUUCAUUUAUCAUUUGUUUUCCUAAAAGUCCAACAGAUUUCUGGUCCCUCUUCAGUCCUAAUUUCUUCCCAAUUAAAGGAGCAGGUCAAAAUGCUAAAACGACUUUUCUGGAGAAACACUGAAAACACGAAGACGACAAACCAGCAGCUUAAAACUCUGGGAUCAGCUGUGUUCUCAGGCUGAUGAUCAACACGGCGGUUCGUCUCCUCACAGCGAGCUUCACAAUUAACAACUCUGUGUGUGUGUGUGUGUGUGUACUUAGUAUACCUGUGGGAAUAUACAGCCUGAAACCUCCUGCAGCAUAUCGAUGUUCACAUCUCCUUCAUUUGGACGUUUUCUGUUUUGCCCGCAGGAAACAUGGACAAACAAACAUGGAGGAAGCGAAUGUGGUGCAGAAAAGCAGACGGAGUCGGCCCUGCAGGACGGGUCUCUUCUGUUGUGUGGAUGUGGCAGAUGACCUGCAGCGCUGAUCAACCAUCAACCAAUCAACUGGUUGAAGACUGAGAUUUUCCCCGGUGGACUGCUGGGCCCGGCCUCAGAUAAGGUUUGGGGAUCGCCCUCCUCUGUGCCUCCCGCUGCAGGUUUACCAGGCUCUCCAACUGGGAGGAGACCUUGGAGUAGACCUGGAACUCGCUGGAGGGACCACAUCAUGUGGGCUUUGAACACGUUGGGACGCCCUGAAGGAGCUGAAGACAAAGGGAAAAACCAAAAACUGAGGAGCUCGUGAGGAUCAGCAAGACGAGAAGAAAGCCGGAGACGAAAGCAGGAGAACCUACAAAGCUGGACGCAGAGCUGACUCGUGCCGACUGACAGGCGGAUGUCGAGUCUGUAGGUGUGAUGUUUGGAUCCACCAGCAGGUGGCAGCGACUGUCCAGAGCCUGAACUGCAGUGUGGAGGACCGAACCAGACAGCGUCAGCAGACGAACAGACGGCCGAGCAGCUGAACUGUGAGGGAAGACAAACACCAGGCGUCUCCUUUAAGCCAGGCUCAGACUCUAUGACGGUGCGGAGAGGAAAGAAGCUCAGCAUCUCCAUCCAGGAACACAUGGCCAUAGACGUUUGCCCCGGUCCCAUCAGACCCAUCCGACAGAUCUCCGCCUACUUCCCCCGCCUGUCCCCCACCUCCCCGGGCCCCGUCUCCCCGAACCCCGCCGUGUCCCCGAACCCCGCCUCCUCCCCUCUGGCCCUCAGCCCCGCCUCUGUGGCCUCAGGGAUGGGCGGGGCUCAACUCCUGUCGCCUCUGCUGGCCCACGGCAGGCCGGGCGGGGGCGGGUCUUUGUCUCUGACCAGCAGCGUGGACACGUCGGUGGAGAUCAACAGCUCCGACAGUGACGACUGCACUGCUCUGGGGACCCUGGAGUUUGAGCUGAGAUACGAGCAGAGCUCCAGCGAGCUGCACUGCACGGUGCUGCGGGCCAAGGGACUGAAGCCGAUGGACUUCAACGGUUUAGCCGACCCGUACGUCAAGCUGCACCUGCUGCCUGGAGCCUGUAAGGCCAAUAAGCUGAAGACAAAGACGAUUCGUAACUCUCUGAAUCCAGUGUGGAAUGAAACGCUCACUUACGUCGGGAUCACAGAAGAAGACAUGCACAGGAAGACGCUCAGGUUGACUGUGUGUGAUGAGGACAAGUUGACUCAUAAUGAGUUAAUCGGAGAGUCUCGGGUUCCUCUGAAACGUGUGAAACCCAACCAGACGAAACACUUUCACACCUGCUUGGAGCACCCGCCCCCGCUCCCCUCUCCAACUGCCAUGGGUGAAGCCCUCCGAGGAAUAUCCUGCUACUUAAGAGAGUGGGAGAACGAGCAGCUGCACAGCCUAGAGGAGAGAGGUCGUCUUCUUCUGUCGCUGCAGUUUCUGCCUCCGCUCGGUUUGGACGACAGAGACACAGACGGAGGAGGCGGAGGUGGAGGAGCAGGUGGAGGAGCAGGUGAAGGGCGUCGCGGCGGAGGUCUCUGCGUGGGCGUGAAGCGCUGCGCCCACCUGGCAGCCAUGGAUGUCAACGGCUUCUCGGACCCCUACGUCAAAAUAUACCUGAAGCCCGACAUACAGAAGAAAUCCAAGCACAAAACAGCCGUGAUGAAGAAGACCCUCAACCCUGAAUUCAACGAGGAGUUCUUCUAUGAGAUCUCCCUGUCGGAGCUGGCCAACAAGACGCUGGAGGUGACGGUGUGGGACUACGACCUGGGACGCUCCAAUGACUUCAUAGGUGGCGUCUGCCUGAGCUGUCACUCCCAGGGCGACGCCCUCCGUCACUGGACCGACUGCCUGAAGAACAAAGGCAGGAGGGUGGAGCGGUGGCACAUCCUGACCAACGAGCUGCCGCGAACCCUCGGCCACGACUAAACCCACGCUGCAUCCUCAACACGUGUAGACAGUCGCUGUUGGGGAUCACAAGGUUCGCAGGGAUCCUCUGAUUAGUUUUUGGGAUGGACUCAGCUUCUCCGCAGGAAUCAGCAGUUUCUGAGAGGGAGAGUGUAUCACAAUAACAGCCACCGUGACGGGUGGAGAGCAGGGUGAAGCUGGAGCAGCACGGUGGUGUGCCUUCGUUACCGAUCAUCCAGAAGAACAAGAAGCUUGUUGGCUCACACCUGCACUCCCACCAGGUGACCCCAGAGCAGGAGGAAGGGUGGAACUCAUUUGCCAGAAACCACAGCUGCACACAGAUGUUCUCUUGCAUGUUUCGUUCUCCUGCAGUAUUCUGAUUCGUUUUGUAGCUCACACGUCUGAAAAUCGGUUUUGAUGUCAUGACGCCGCCGGUCUGUGCAUGUUCCACUCAGACGUGCGGUUUUUUCGAAGCCCUUUGCAUUCAUUCGACUGACCCCAGUUUGUUGUAGCACCGUCGGCUCCACCUCGGCCUCAGAGCUCAGCAUUUCCUUUAAAACAAACGGCGAGGAGUUUGAAAAAGGUGCUUUGCUUCUAACCAUCUGGAUGACGAAAUAUUAAAUCCACUGCCACACAAUGAAACGAUUUUGGACACAUUUCCCUCCAUAAUGAAGGCGUUAGGUAGAAAUGACUUGUCUCCCGGCUGUUACCACAUCCGUUGGUACAAAUAACACUUUUUAGGCCUUUGAAAUUUCAGGCGACAUGGAUGAAACGUUUUUUCCUCCAACAUUGUGACAUUUUUAGGCUUCAGAACAGCACAAAGUGUUUAAACCUCAACACUGAGAUGUGAUCGCUGUGAGGAGCACAAACUGGGGCUACACAGUCGAUCAGAUAAUUUCAUUUUACACGAUUUUGCAUGCUGUGGUGGAGUGAGUACACAAGUGCAAAUAUGAGGUACUUUACUGGAGUCUUUUCUUUUUCGUGCUACUUUUUGCUUCCAGUUUAUGAGAUACGUUGUGUCAUAAAUUAAACUACCCAACAGUUUAUGUAAGUACACAAGAGACAAUGAAUUAGUGGGCAGACAGAAAAUGAAUGAUCAACUAGUUUGAUAAAGGCUGAGGUCAUUUCUCCUGUAAA